Molecule: messenger RNA, 336 nt
Organism: Geodia barretti
Lineage: Eukaryota; Metazoa; Porifera; Demospongiae; Tetractinellida; Geodiidae
Source: the annotation of a GenBank genome assembly
AUGACCUUACUCAUGACAACCGUUACAAUUUGUGGCUUAAAUCUCUGCAGUUGCAUUCCUGCCCUGGAGCCACAGACUCUGGCUGCCCAGAAGAACACUUUGACGGUGACACCCUGUCGCAUGAGAGAGACGAUGAUGAAGGUAUACACAUGUGUAGUGAUACGUAUUUUAUGUUUGUUUAUGAAACCAUUUCAGGAGGCCUAUCUGGAGCUCAUAUAAAAUCAACUCAGCUUACUCGUAAGUGUAUGUAUUGUUUUACUGCUUGCAAAACCAUUGCCUUCCUUCUCUUUCUCUUUUAUUAGGUGAGGACACUGACUGUUUCCAAGGUUUAUGUAA